AUAUUUGUUUACAGUAAGAAAUUUUUUUUCUGAUCCUCCUGAUCAAGGCAUGUAUAUCUGUCCACUGAUCCCGAAUCAUCAACUUAUGAACCGAGAUCCAUGUCCCUGUAUGACAUUAUGAUGGAUCUUUCCAAUUUUACAUCAAUAUUUAAGGAAGAAGGCAACACCAAGUUUGCUAACUGGUGCGCAGCACAAAAAUUUGACUUCUUACGCACUAAAAUCAAAAGGAAUCGCGGGGAUUCAAAUCAUAGGACAUCGCAAAGACAGAUAUACGUGUUAAAGGACGGCUUUAAAUGUAAUAAUCAUUAUCAUAUUGUAGAUGGUUUAUUGAAAGAGAUAGUCGAAAUACGCCAAACAGCAAUUUAUAUUGUAGUUUGGCUCCUUUCAAACUCCGCGCGCGAGUGCGACGAUCAUUUUGAUGCAUGUCCGAUGGACGGCUACUGUAUUUUAGGUUACUGUCGUAAAUCCAGGACCACAAGCUGUAAAGAUGAAGUUACAAAGUCACUACAAAAUAUGAUUACCGGUUUAAGAAGCAGGUCUUUAGUCGAACAUGUAUAUGUCAGUGCUAGCUGCAAUGCUAAGACUCCCAUUAGCAGACGAGAUAUCAAAAAGAAUCUGAUCUUGAACGAGCUAUCAGGAGUUAAUGGUGACGCACAAGAUAUGAUUAAGGAAUUAGCAAAGAAGAAUAAAGUAUGCUUAGUUGUCAUUGAUUCGGCGGGUUUGACUACAAACAUGAGCGAUCUUGAACUAUUUUUACGUGAGCAUGAAAAUUUAAAAAAAAUUAUUAUUGACACACUUGCACACGACAAUCAAGUACAUGUUGUUGAAUGCGCUGAAGAAAUUGUAAAGGUAAAAUCUUUAUUCAGAUUCGAUGGCCGACAAACCUUAAAUCAUCGUUCCAAGAUGUUACCCUUGUGUUAAAACCACAUAAUAAAUGCUACUGUCUACAAAAGAAAAGAUGCUUCACGGAUAAAAGGUCGGGAAUACUAAAUUAAGAGUU
Mucor mucedo is the source of this 1000-nucleotide messenger RNA. RefSeq lists its product as uncharacterized. The record is from RefSeq and is a predicted model, not a curated record. Bases 100 to 921 code for a protein of 273 amino acids. The transcript has 5 exons. NCBI's taxonomy places the organism in Eukaryota, Fungi, Mucoromycota, Mucoromycetes, Mucorales, Mucoraceae.